Molecule: messenger RNA, 1594 nt
Organism: Drosophila elegans
Lineage: Eukaryota; Metazoa; Arthropoda; Insecta; Diptera; Drosophilidae
Product: putative methyltransferase C9orf114
Exons: 2
Coding region: 76-1536 (486 amino acids)
Source: RefSeq, a predicted model, not a curated record
GGUAACACUAAAAGAUUGUUAUUGCACGUGCGUGGUUUGCUCUGAUCGGAUUCAAGUUGAUUGUUAAUUGAAAGCAUGCCCGCCGCCCCCACAGACAGCAGCAAUGGGAAGCCGAAGGCCACGGAGGCGCACAAGUCGUGGAAGAAGGUGAACGAGGAGCGGAAGACGCUGAAGCGUCAGCGCAAGCAGGACAAGCUGCUCAGGGAACUGCAGCAGGCGAAGGAGGCGGAGACCCGGGCGGAGGAGGCCGCCAGUGGGGCACAGGCGAAGACUCGGGCCAAUCCAUCCACCCUGAGCAUAGCGGUGCCCGGUUCCAUCCUCGAGAAUGCCCAAUCCGCCGAGUUGCGGGCCUACGUGGCCGGUCAGAUAGCCCGUGCCGCCUGCAUCUUCCGGGUGAACGAGGUGAUCGUCUUCGACGACGUGGGCAUAGCCACAGCCCGCGAAACGAAGCGCAGCUACGAGCCGGAGGCGGAGGGCAGUGCCACCGGCACCGUGCGCAGCAGCUCCCUGCAAUUGGCCCGCAUCCUGCAGUAUCUGGAGUGUCCGCAGUACCUGCGCAAGUACUUCUUCCCCCUGCACAAGGACCUCAAGUACUCGGGGCUGCUGAAUCCGCUGGACACGCCCCACCAUCUCCGCCAGCAGAGCAAGUUUCGUUACCGCGAGGGCGUCAUCUGCGACAAGAAGGCCAAGGAGGGCCAGAGCUACGCGAACGUGGGGCUGCUCAACGACGUUUUGGUGGACAAGGCCAUCGAGCCGGGCGUCAGGGUGACCGUGAAAAUGGAACCUCAAAGUGAGACGAGCAGAAAGCAGCGUGGAACUCUGGUCAGCCCGGAUGAGCCACGUCGGGAAACGGGUGUCUACUGGGGCUACCAAGUGCGCAUCGCCCACUCAUUGUCGGAGAUUUUCACCAAAUCCCCCUACGAAGGAGGCUACGAUGUGACGCUGGGCACCUCCGAUCGCGGCACCAACGUGCAUGAGGUACCCAACCGAUCCUAUGGCUUCAAGCACAUGCUCAUCGUCUUUGGCGGACUGCAAGGCCUGGAAUCUGCCCUGUCCAACGACGAGAAGCUCACCGUGGAUGAUCCGGAGCUGCUGUUCGAUCACUAUGUGAAUGUUUUGCCCCGCCAAGGAUCCCGAACCAUUCGCACGGAGGAGGCCGUGCUCAUUGCUCUGGCCGCUCUGCAGGAGAAACUUCAACCGGAAGUGCAGGAUGUGGAGACCGAUCUAAGUGAUCUGCUGCCCAAAAGUGAGGAUACUGGCAUAUCUGUGCGUCGAGAUGUUUUAGUUAGCAAAAAGCAGAAGAAAAGGAAGCUGCUGGAGGACACUACUGAAGCUCCAGUCGCUGAGGAGCCUGCUCCUCCAAAGCCAUUGCCUAAAGUGGCUAGACAAACGGCCAACCCAUUCGCCGAUCCUUCAGAGAGCUCGGAGCAGCAAACAGCCCCCGCAGAUGAUGACUUUGAAGUGGUUUCGUCCAGCACAGUUCCUGCAACACGAUUGUGCUCGAGCACAAAUAACGACUUGAGUCGGUUCGAUUGAAUGGAAUAGUUGGAAUUUUAUUUUUGUAAAUAUACAGAUCCAUAUGUGUGUUGCUUAA